Struthio camelus australis is the source of this 4496-nucleotide messenger RNA. Lineage: Eukaryota; Metazoa; Chordata; Aves; Struthioniformes; Struthionidae. The record is from RefSeq and is a predicted model, not a curated record.
AUGGACAGUCAUGCUGGAGAUCCAGACUCCUUCCUGAAGUCUGCUCGCCUCCAGCGCCUGCCCUCAUCUUCCUCGGAGAUGGGCAGCCAGGAUGUGUCCCCUCUCCGCGAGACCAGCAAAGACCCCUUCUCCGGGGACUGUAGCUGCCGGCAGGAUGGGCUAACUGUCAUCAUCACUGCCUGCCUAACCUUUGCCACAGGGGUCACAGUGGCCUUGAUCAUGCAGAUCUAUUUUGGAGAUCCACAGAUCUUCCACCGGGGUGCUGUGGUCACGGACGCUGCCCGCUGCACGGCCCUGGGGAUAGAAGUGCUCAACAAGCAGGGCUCCUCAGUAGAUGCAGCCAUCGCCUCGGCCCUCUGCGUGGGAAUAGUCAACCCCCACACAUCAGGGAUCGGCGGGGGCGGGGUGAUGCUGGUCCAUGACAUCCGGAAGAACAAGAGCAAGGUGAUUGAUUUUCGUGAGGUGGCUCCCCUGGGCAUCCCAGAGGAGGAAGGCCUGCAGAAAGCCUUAGACACCAGGCCAGGUCUCCUUGUGGGGGUGCCAGGCAUGAUACAAGGAAUGCAUCAGGCACACCAGUUAUAUGGGAGACUCCCGUGGUCUGAGCUGCUGGGCCUUGUGGCUGGUGUCGCCCAGGGUGGGUUCAAUGUAACACACGAUUUGGCCAAAGCUGUAAGUGAACUGAAGGACUUGAACUACUCUGACAAAUUUCGGGACACCUUCCUGCCAGACGGCCAGCCCUUACUGCCUGGCAUGUUCGUGAGGCGACUGGACCUAGCAGCCACUCUGGAGCUGGUGGGAACAGAAGGAGCAUCAGCUUUCUACAGUGGAAAUUUGACACAGGAGGUAGUCUCUGAGGUCCGCAACUAUGGAGGAGUCUUGAUGGAGGAAGACUUCAGUAAUUACAGUGUCAUGGUGGAGAAUCCAGUCCACACAGUAUAUCGAGGUCAUCUUGUUUUCAGUCCCCCACCUCCACAUGCAGGCCCUGCACUAAUCACAGCUCUGAAUAUCCUUGAGGGCUUUAACAUCACAAAUCAAGAAUCGAGGGGGAAUAUCUUGCACUGGAUGGCAGAGACAUUAAAAAUAGCCCUGAGUCUAGCUAGCAACUUGGGAGACCCAUCUGAUGAUGUGUCCGUCACUCAUGCAGCAGAAGGCAUGCUGAGUAAAUCAGAAGCUAAUUCCCUGCGUCAGCUGAUUAACGACUCGCAGUCCUUCUCUUCUGAUCUCCGCAUGCCUCACUUCUCUGUGGAGAGCGGACCAUCUGCUAGCCAGGUCCUUGUCAUGGGACCUGAUGAUUUCAUUGUUGCAGCUGUAAGUUCCUUGAAUCGUCCGUUUGGCAGUGGAAUAAUAACACCCUCUGGAAUCCUUCUGAACAGUCAGAUGUUGGACUUCUCCUGGCAAAAUAAAACAAUGAACCACUCAAUUCCCAGGCUGCAAAAUCUUAUUCAGCCUCGGAAACGGCCCCUGUCUUUUUUGUUGCCCACCAUUGUGAGACCAUCAGAGGGGAUGUGUGGAACGUACCUUUGUCUGGGAGCUAACAAUGGGGACAAAGCCUUGAGCGGCAUUGUUCAGGUUUUAGUAAAUGUUUUAACAUUUAACAAGAAUCUGAGCGAAAGUUUGUCACUUGGUCGACUUCAUCCCCAGCUUCAAUCCAACACCUUGCAAGUUGACAGUGAAUUUUCUCAAGAAGAUAUUGAAUUUCUUGUGGCCAGGGGCCAUCAAGUGGAUAAAGUCAAAGUGGUCUCCCUCGUUCAUGGGGCCAGGAGAACCAACAGCUUCAUCAUCGGCCUGAAGGACCCCAGGAGUGUGGAUGCUGCAGGAGCCACAAUACUGUAGCAACUACCAGAUGGUGUGUUCACUGAACAAGGCUUUAGACAAAUCAACAGAAGUGAUCUGCAUGUUCUGAAAUGGCCCCCAAGUUGGGACCGCUGUAUACACGCUACUGAGUAGACCCUUGGCAUUCCCUACAUUGGACAACAGAAGAGCAGUUAGGAAAGCCAACAUACUGCCCUCUGAUUUUUCUUUUUUAAUAAUGGAAUUGCAAGCAGCUCGGUCAUUGUUAUAUAAACGCAGGGCACACACUUUUGGCAGAGUCCUGUUAAUAAUUUCAGUCAUUUCAAAAGCCCAAUUUUAGCCAACAUCCUAAUUUUAGUGAGCAGGAACAUUAGCACAGGAAACAAUGACAGGAACAAACAGCUGCUGAUGCUACUGUAAUCUUCAUCUCUAUUUCUUCCCCGAGUUUAUUCUUUGUCUCUUGCGUAAGUCAAUAAUUAAUACAACCAGCCUAAUGUAGUGUUUGCAGGUGCCUGUAGAUGGCAUAUGAGGGAGUCUCAUAUACUCCGUAUAGGCCAACUGACUUGUAGAAGUUUGUAGCCUCCUAUGCUAGCUUAUUUUCACACAUCACUACAUACCUUGAAUUUGUCAAGUCCCUGCAGACUCACUGAAGGUCUGAUUCAGAAUUGUUUUGCCUCUUUAACGGCAAACUUGGACCAGUAAUUCACUGCUCUUGUUCCUAGAACAGCUGUAUCACCAUACAUUUUGUAAUGCACAGCAAUGGUUUUUGACUUCUAAAAUUUGUGCCCUCCCCCCCCCAAAAUAGUUUUCUUACAGAGGUUCUGGCUCCUCCGUAGUGAAUUUAAGCUUACUGGUAAUGGGCUUAUUUUUCUUGGAUACUUUUUGGAGAUAUCUUAGAAGUACUCCACAAACUUGCAAGAAUCCAGACUGAAAACCAGAUGGAGAGAAUUUAGGCAGAUUCAGGGCUUUCUUUACACUGCUUUAUCUCAGCCUGCUUUGAAAGUAGGAAUUGCAUAAUCCCUACAGAGAGGCUUGGGAUUUUCUACUUACUAAAUUCAAGCCUGUACUUCAGCUCAGUACUUUAAUGCUGGUGGUUACAUUAGAAAAGCUGAAGAGAGUGAGAGAAAAGAUGCACAACAAAACAAAAACUACUCAGAUAUUUUUCUUUCCCCAACAUGUAAUGCAGAGUAUAAGAAUGAUUCUGCAUUUCUUGCACCAAAUAGAAUGAAAAAAAUCAUGUUUGCUGCACAGUCUCAUUCAAUCCACGUUUGAAAUUUCCUUCUAUUUUUACUAGUAAGUUAGGUAGAGACACCUAGCACUACAUAGUUUGGGAAUUUGAUCAUUUGUUUCCUGCAGUCUAAAUUGUAAUGAUUUCCUUCAAGGUGCAAAUGUGUCUAUGGCCACUGUACGUAUUACAUAUGUAUGUCUGCUUAUGGUUGUCUUGGUCUUUCAUUUGAUGAUUAUGCAAGUUAUUCCAGGCCUUUCUUCUGAGGGAAAAGGGUUCUGGACCCUUGUAAAUACUGAUUUGUUUGUAACACACCUCCUUACUUUAGUUUCAAUUUGAUAAGGGGAAUGAGCAGGGCUGUUUUGAGGUGGUCACAGAACUACCACAGAUAAUCAGACUAAUCAUUCCUGACAUCUGUCAGCUGAGGAUCUCCAAGCAUCUCAUGUAAAGUCUUGCACGCGGUGCUGAGGAAGGAAAGAGAUACUGCUACGCUCCACUAAGAUGCAGCCACCCAUGAGGCAAGUGAGGCAGCUAUUUAGCAAACAUGAACAUCUCCAAUAUUUUAUGUUACAAAUAAGUCAAUAGACUCAGCAGAGUGUAGCCAAGAGACAGCAGAAGUAUAACAGCACACUUUAUCUUUGAGAAGAUUAUAUUCUGUGUCACCAAAAUGUCAUUAUGUCAAGGACAGGAUUUCUUCACUGUAGAGAUGUAGAAUCUAUUUAUUUAUUUUUCUGUCAUAGCAGCUAGCAUUGGACACUGUCCAAAGUUGGAAUUUUCAUAAAAUUGUACAUCUUUUUUCACAGCUAUCUUAAGGUUUAACAGGAAAGGACUGAUGCAUUUCUGUGCAGUGAAUCUCACCGUUGGAAAUUUGGGAUUUUCUGGUACAGUGACAGCAUUGAUCUGUCCCUCAGACACGGAGGUUUACUGAGCAUAACUGCAAAAUAAGUGGUCAAGUAAUUGUUAUUACAGUACUUUGCAUGGAAUAUUACAAAACACUUUGAAAGCUAAAACUUCUACUUAUUAAUUGAAUUCUUUUCAGCAAUUCACACCUGAUACUGGGAAAUGAGUAUUCACUCUGCUCUUGAUUCAAGACUUCAGAGUCUUGAAUUCAGAAUCUUAAUAUUAAGCACGCUCCUAAGUGCUCUGCUGGAUCACAGCCUACAUUGCGGAAAAAGAGAAAAUUUAAAAUAAAUGGAAUAUGGUUCUUAUGCCCUUAUAUCAUGGCUAAGAGAAGCAAAAAUACUUUGAAUUAUUUCCCAUUUGUUCUGUUUAAAAAUGUCAUCAGUGUAGCAAGAUGUAUUUGAUACUGAAACCUUUAUCAACUAAUGUCUGAUUGGCCCACUGUCUCCAAUCCUUUAAGUCAAUCUGUUGUGAUGAUAUCUGAUGAACUUAAUUUGUGAUACUGAAAAACACCUGAUGUUUCCCUAUGUACAGGUGAGAGAGACAUUGUGAAAUAAAGGGCCAUAUUCUAGAGACACGA